Magnusiomyces paraingens is the source of this 2172-nucleotide messenger RNA. RefSeq lists its product as uncharacterized. The record is from RefSeq and is a predicted model, not a curated record. The transcript has a single exon. Gene Ontology annotation, molecular function: protein binding. Bases 1 to 2172 code for a protein of 723 amino acids. NCBI's taxonomy places the organism in Eukaryota, Fungi, Ascomycota, Dipodascomycetes, Dipodascales, Dipodascaceae.
AUGGCCAGCAUCAAGGUCACAAUCACCUCUCCCUUCAAACUGCCAGUCGAACUCCCUAUGGAGUUUGUGCUCAGCAGAGAAACUUCCAUUGCAGAUCUAAAACAACUCAUUCAUAACCGUUUCCCAUCUGAUAAUGCUGAAACCCUGGCACCUUCACUACAACGCCAACGUCUCAUCUUUCGUGGCCGUGUCCUUGAUGAAAAUGAAACCUUUGAGUCGAUCCUUCAUUCAAACAAAAUACCCUCUGCAUCUUCAAUUCUUUUCCAUCUUGUUAUUAGACCCUUAGAUACCACUGAAAAACCAAAAAGCUCAGCUGGACCUUUUUCAGCCUUUUUUGGAAGAAGCUCCCAGUCUCUCCCUGCUUCAUCUGCAUCCUCUUCUCAAUUGCCUCCAACUAGCUCUUCUCCUGCUCCUGUUCAAUCAGCUCCUAUUUCACAUGCAUCCCCCGUUUCCUCUACUGCCAGUCUUCCUAAACCUGUUUCCCUAGAACCUUUAUCUGGCUCAUCCCAGUCUACUGGUCCGUCACCACCCAUAGGCCAAUUUACAUCACCAGGCCCUUCCACGUCAUCGGGCCCUUCUGCAUCUGCAUCUGCAUCUACAUCUUCACCUUCAUCUUCAUCCGAUGAAUCAUCCAAGUCCACUGAAGACCCCCUUCCUUUAGGCUUUGACAAGAGCCAGCGCACACGUCCCCCCAGUAGUACCCCUAUUUCUCAAAUGUUACAAACAACAGUCACGCGUACCCAAACGGCCGGAAUUUGCAGCCUCGAUCCCUAUAAACUCAAUCUUCCAAAUCUUCCAAACGCUAUUAAUAUCCUUUUCAAUAAUACUCUGAUCCCCAUCAGUUCCAAAGACAUUGUAAUUGUUAAAAACUAUGCUGGUCAAUUACUCUUUUGCGCAUCCCCUAAAGCUCUCGCAAUAUUUGCUACUCAAGCCAAAAAAAUGGGCAAGCCUCUAGCCACACAUGCCCUCAAUAGUAAAACCCCCAUCUUUUCAAAAGAAGUCACCGAACCAAAAUUCACAAACCCAGCCGCAACAACAAACACAAAUUUGUACAUUGCAGUUCCUGGAGGGAAACCCCCAGGAUUCACAGGUCUUCCUCAUCCCAAUAUGACUCCUCAGCAGAUUCAACAACACUUUCAACAACAGCAUCUCCAGCAUCACCAAAGACUUCAUCAACUUCAACAGCAGCAGCAGCAGCAGCAUCAGCAUCAACAACAAAGACAGCAACAGCAAAAUGCUCAGCCUCAGCCUCAGCCUCGCGAAAACAAUGGCCGUGUAGUCAUGCUCCGCGUCGGCAAUUGGCGUGUGCGACUUGACGUGCGGCUUCUUCGUAACGUUUCAAUUUUUCUUUUUUUUCUUUUGCGUUUGUCUUUCAUUCUGGGUAAUGUUAGUAUUUCAUGGCAAGAUGGAGUUAAACUUGCUUUUGCUGUCCUCUUUGUUUUAGUCACCAUCAGUCACUUUAAUGUGGUCGAUCGUCUUCACGAGCGCUUCCAGGUGGUUCAAAAUGCCUUCAAUAAUGUCAUGCAGGGUGCCAUUCGUUGGUUGCCUUAUACAAACCCCCCAGUCCCACCUGCUCAACCUGCUCAAGGUCCUGCCGCACCUGUUCAACCGGGACAAGUUCUAGCUCAAGUACCUGUUCCAGCCCCAGCCCCUGCUCAAGCUCAAGCUCAAACUCAAGCUCAAGCCCAAGCCCAAGCUCCUAUACCUGUUGCAGUUGUUCCUGGUGACGAAACUUUUUUCCAAAUUCUCAAAAUAUUUUUCGUCAAACUUUACGAAGUCUCCAUUAUGUUUUUCGGGUCCUUGAUUCCCUUUGUUUAUGAGCGCUGGCAACAGGAAAACCGGCAGAGACAGGAUCAUGUGGAGCGACUGGAGCGUCAACGAAUUCAGCGAGAACAGGAGCGAUUGGAAAAAGAGAGACUGGAAAGAGAGCAAGCUGCAGCCGCUGCUGCCGCCGCAGCCGCUGCUGCUACUGUUUCUUCUGCUGCUGCUACUUCGCAUACUCCCUCUGGUACUUCUUCCGAUUCUGCUCUCGAUACUGAAACACUCGAAAAACAGGAAUUGAAGGUGGAUGAGACAGUUGCAAAAACUGAUCAAGCUAGUCCAAUUUCUCCGCAGAAUCUCACACCCACCCCCACAACCCUUCUUGAUGAGUCCCAUGUUGCUAGCAUCUAG